Molecule: messenger RNA, 1540 nt
Organism: Acanthisitta chloris (rifleman)
Lineage: Eukaryota; Metazoa; Chordata; Aves; Passeriformes; Acanthisittidae
Gene: EDEM1
Product: ER degradation enhancer, mannosidase alpha-like 1
Exons: 12
Biological process (GO): mannose trimming involved in glycoprotein ERAD pathway; carbohydrate metabolic process; endoplasmic reticulum mannose trimming
Cellular component (GO): endoplasmic reticulum; membrane
Molecular function (GO): calcium ion binding; mannosyl-oligosaccharide 1,2-alpha-mannosidase activity
Source: RefSeq, a predicted model, not a curated record
GCUCCCUCAGCUCCAACCUCAACAUCAAUGAUGUGCUGGGGAACUACUCGCUGACGCUGAUCGACGCGCUGGACACGCUGGCGGUAAUGGGAAACUCCUCAGAAUUCCAGAAGGCAGUGAAGUUGGUGAUUGACACAGUGUCGUUUGACAAAGACUCAACAGUCCAAGUGUUUGAGGCAACAAUCAGGGUUUUGGGGAGCCUGCUGUCUGCACACAUCAUAAUCACCGACACCAAACAGCCUUUUGGGGAUAUGAGCAUCAAGGAUUAUGACAAUGAGCUGCUGCACAUGGCUCAUGACCUGGCAGUGAGGCUGCUGCCAGCCUUUGAGAACACCAAAACCGGGCUUCCUUACCCUCGGGUGAACCUGAAGAAGGGGGUUCCUCCAGACAGCCACAAUGAAACCUGCACAGCAGGAGCUGGGUCCUUGCUGGUGGAGUUUGGGAUCCUCAGCAGGCUGCUUGGUGAUUCCACCUUUGAAUGGGUGGCCAGAAGAGCUGUCAAGGCACUCUGGAGCCUCAGGAGCAAUAACACUGGACUGCUAGGAAACGUUGUGAAUAUCCAAACUGGUCAUUGGGUUGGAAAGCAAAGUGGCCUGGGAGCAGGGUCGGAUUCGUUCUAUGAGUACCUGCUGAAGUCUUACAUCCUCUUUGGAGAGAAGGAAGACUUGCAGAUGUUCAAUGAUGCUUAUCAGAACAUCCAGAACCACUUGAGGAGAGGUCGAGAGGCCUGCAAUGAGGGUGAGGGUGACCCUCCCCUCUAUGUCAACGUGAACAUGUACACGGGGCAGCUGAUGAACACCUGGAUUGACUCUCUGCAAGCCUUUUUUCCUGGACUGCAGGUGUUGAUAGGAGAUGUGGAAGAUGCAAUUUGUCUCCAUGCUUUCUAUUAUGCCAUAUGGAAACGAUAUGGAGCUCUCCCAGAAAGGUACAACUGGCAACUGCAGGCACCUGAUGUUCCCUUCUACCCACUGAGGCCGGAGCUAGUGGAGUCCACAUAUCUCCUUUAUCAGGCCACAAAGAACCCGUUUUACCUUCAUGUGGGAAUGGAUAUUCUGCAGAGUUUGGAAAAAUAUACAAAAGCAAAGUGUGGCUAUGCCACGUUACACCACGUGGUAGAGAAGACGCAGGAAGAUCGAAUGGAGAGCUUUUUCCUCAGUGAAACCUGUAAAUACUUGUACCUGUUGUUUGAUGAAGAGAAUCCUGUGCACAAAUCUGGAAACAAGUUUAUGUUUACUACUGAGGGACACAUUGUGUCCGUGGAUGAACGUUUUCGCAACUCCCUGUGGCAGGACAUCCUCCCUGAAGAAGAGGAGAGUGCAGAGAAGGUGAAACCCAGCGAGUUAAAGGCAGCCAACUUCAGCUCUAACUGUAACAGAGUCCCUGAUGAGAGGAGGUAUCUGCUGCCACUGAAGAGCAACUACAUGAGGCAGAUCGAUCGCAUGGUGGGACUGAUCUGAGGGGCUCUGCAGAGAAACCUUGGUCCUGCCUCAGGAGGAGUGUGGUGUGUCUGCAGACAUUCUCUCCUCUCAGCUCCUCACCU